Molecule: messenger RNA, 3286 nt
Organism: Hyalella azteca
Lineage: Eukaryota; Metazoa; Arthropoda; Malacostraca; Amphipoda; Hyalellidae
Product: alcohol dehydrogenase class-3
Exons: 6
Coding region: 10-717 (235 amino acids)
Biological process (GO): formaldehyde catabolic process
Cellular component (GO): cytosol
Molecular function (GO): S-(hydroxymethyl)glutathione dehydrogenase [NAD(P)+] activity; zinc ion binding
Source: RefSeq, a predicted model, not a curated record
CAUCACUACAUGGGCACCUCCACCUUCAGCCAGUACACGGUUGUGGCUGAUGUCGCGGUAGUCAAGAUCCCAGAUUCGCUGCCAUUGGAGAAGGUAUGCCUGUUGGGCUGCGGCGUCAGUACGGGCUAUGGAGCUGCCAUUAACACCGCGAAGGUGGAGGAAGGGUCCACGUGCGCCAUUUGGGGACUGGGUGGGAUCGGUCUCGCUGUGGCCAUGGGCUGCAAAGCGCAGAAAGCUGCGCGCAUCAUCGGCGUUGAUGUCAACGAAAACAAAUUUGAAAUGGCUAAGGUGUUCGGAGUGACUGAAUUCGUCAAUCCUAAAAACCUGACCAAGCCCGUGCAUGAAGCCAUAGCUGACUUGACCAACGGCGGCUGCGACUACACCUUCGAGUGCAUCGGCAACGUGGCCACCAUGCGGAACGCGUUCGAUUCUUGUCGCCAGGGCUGGGGCCAGUGCAUCAUUAUCGGUGUGCCUCCUGCUGGUGAAGAGAUGAGCGUGCUGCCUAUGGACCUUCUCCUUGGCAAGGUCCUCAAAGGCACGGGCUUUGGAGGCUGGAAGUCGCGGUCGAGCAUGCCACGCUUGGUCAAGGACUACCAGGAGAAGCGGAUCAUCCUGGAUGAGUUCGUGACCUUCACUAGGCCGCUCGCCAGAAUCAACGAUGGUUUUGAGCUCAUGAAUGAUGGCAAGGCGAUCAGGACUGUCAUCGACAUGUUUUAAAUGAUUAUUGUGUUGCUUUGUAACAAUAUGAUAUAGCUUCCAUCAAAAAUUAAUUUUUACGAAAUUAUAAUUUUGUGAAAUUUCAUUUUUCCCUAGGUUUUGAGCUCAUGAAUGAGGGCAAGGCGAUCAGGAAUGUCAUUAAUUUGUUUUAAUCGGUUUUUGCUAUGCUUCGUAAUAAGAUGAAAUGGCUUCCUUCAUAAAUUCUUUGUUGUAAAAUCCGUACAUUAUGAAAUUUCGUCUUUGUAGUUGGUUUUGAGCUGAUGGAUGGUUACCCCAUGGAUGGUACCCCAUCGUUGGGCCAUCAGGACUGUUAUUAACAUGUUCUGAUUGUGGCUAACAGGUUUAAAUUAUCUUGCGUCUUUUUAUUUAGUAUUUUGAUUAGUUUCUCAGUAGCAGCCUAGAAAAUUUAUAGUUAUAGACAAUAUUUCCAUAAUUACCACAAAAGUGACUAUUCCUCAUUUAUUCAAGUAAAUUAUUUUGGGAUGUUUGAUAUCGUACGAUUUUCUGAUGCUUAACAGCUAUAACUCUUUACUUUUAAUUGUACGGAUAUUCUCAACGAAGCUCUUGCAAAAAUGACCGAGCCACCAUUUUAAUAUGAAUUAUUAUAUGCUAGGGGCCGUAUUUCAGGCUUCCGUUCUUCCAAGGCUGAAAAUUAUGCAAAUAACUUUGUUGAUCCACUUGUAGGCUAACAGUACCUCUCAUGAGUAGCUUAAACGCGUACCGACCAUUUAAAAUGGUGGUGCUUUAAGAGUGAAAUAGAAAGUAGUUCUCAUUAUUAUGUUUCCUGGUAAAUAUAUAAAUUUGAUUUGCCCGCGGACCUUUGAACUAUUUCAUGUACGUAAGAUGAGUGUAAACAAUUAAGGUACCCGAAUAAUUCAAAAUCUUACAUCUAAAUCAUCGCCUAGAGUAAAUGUAAACUCUUUCCGUCGUAAUGCAAUAUUUUUGAGAAAUUCUAACUGCCGCAAUCGGAAAUUAACAGAAAUAACUUAACGGCGUAAAAUUAGGAAUAGUAGGAAAAGAUUAUUAUAUAGUUUGCUGCAUUACGAUUGGAAAGUAUGAAAUCUGACAAUGCUAAAUCAAGGAAUUUUUUUGCAUAACUUUCGAUUUUUCGAGUAAAAGUAUUCUUCAUCCUGGAAGUGUGCAACCUUUCACUGAACGUGAAUAAGUCCAUUCUGUUAAACAUUUAAUAAUGUAUGAAUUAUAAACCUAGGAUAGGAUUUUCUCUUCUGUACCUCAAGGCUAGGCCUCUGAUUACUGGCUGGUCAGACAGCAAUUAAUGAACCUUGCUUGAAUUAACUUGGGCGCUUAACCUUUCUUCCCACUGGGCCUUAAGUUCAUCGUAAAUAAAUUCAGUCACUUCUAAUGAUUUGUCUCGCACUAAUUCAAUCCAAUUCAAAAAUAUUGCAAGCACUACCUUCUUGUGUGGGUCGUUUGUAUUUGGCUUAACCUUCGAUAGAAGAAUAAGCAUCGCAUUGAACCUCCAAAUUUAUAUUCGUCAAAUAUUGUAAAGUUUUACGUAGCCAAUGAAAAUUUGCUUCUAAGUAAUCAUGCUUCGUAGUCUGUAUACUAAAAUUUUAAUUGCAACAACCAAAAUAUUGUAGUGCCUCACGAUCGAAAAUUCGAUCUAGCGAUCAAAAAUUUGUUCUAGUAAUAAAAAAAAAUAAAUAAAUCUGAUCUUUAUUUUUUUUAUUGCUGAGACUUAAACGUACUUGAUUUUAGUGAAUAUGUCGCCUUUUUGCGUGCUCAAAAUUGCUUUAAUUUUUUGUUAGGAAUUUAUUGUAUAUUUUUGUAUAACUAUUAGUAUAAUACACUGUAAAUGGUGCUUCUAAUAAACUGUUACAGUGAUGCGCGUUUGUGCUAUUAUUAGAUCGUUGAGAGUAGUUCAAUUUGAAUUUGCAGUCAGAAAAUAAAUGGUUCAUGUUGUCCAAAUAGUGGCACACUGUCUUGAAUUAUUUGCGACGACUCUACCGAGCCAAGUUUGUGCCGGUCAUGUAGGUACUGUGCUGUUAUAAUUUUAUAAUUUAAAUAGUUAUUCCCAGCUGCAAUAUGGCAAACCAUUCCGUCCGUCAUGUGUGACGAUGAUAGUAUAUAUGGUACAGCGGUGUCAGCGUUCAUUAGACCUGUCGCCGAUUCUGAACAUCGCAGAAUAUUCACUGCUUGUGGCGGGCCUCGAACACGCAACUCACUAGCUGCUCCAAUUUUUCUGUGCUCUACCGCUCAAUCACCUUGCCUAUAUUUGACUAGAACUAGCAGGAAGCUGCAGGGAUCAAAGCCAUAGCUUAAUGCUCUAAUCCUGAUACUCUGAAUUGUAACCAUUGGGCCAUGAACGUUGCAAAGCAUUCUGUCCGUGAUGCGUGACGAUAAUGAAAGUUGCAUAACGAAUUUAGUGGCAAUUUGUUUCAUGUGUUUUUGCCCAAAUUAUUGAAGAAUAUUCUAGCUAUAACUUUAAAUUGUGGGCUCGUGGUAGCUAUUUUGUUAUAGUAACUAUUUUUAUAGUAAAUAUAUUACUAUUAUCGUCUAAAUUGGGUGACUGCCAUCUUACUCGUGACAUAUCGAACUUCAAUAAAAA